AUGGCGCGAUCACUCGCCACCGCCGUCCUCGCCCUCGCGGCCCUCGCCACCGCCUCCUCCGACCUCACGAGUGCCUCCGACGACACCCCCCUCCCCGUCGUCAUCUGGCACGGCCUCGGCGACACCUUUUCCGGCGAGGGCAUCCAGGCCGUGGCCGCGCUUGCCGACGCCGUGCACCCGGGCACGUUUGUGCACGCCAUCUCCCUGGCCGACGACGACGCCAGCGCCGACCGGUCCGCGACCUUUUUCGGCAACGUGUCGGCCCAGGUCGACGCCGUGUGCGCGCAGCUCGCGGCGCACCCGAUCCUGUCGAGCGCGCCCGCCGUCGACGCCCUCGGCUUCUCCCAGGGCGGCCAGUUCCUGCGCGCCUACGUCGAGCGCUGCAACGCGCCCCCCGUCCGCAGCCUCGUCACCUUUGGCAGCCAGCACAACGGCAUCGCCCAGUUCCGCGCCUGCGCGCCCACCGACUUCCUGUGCCAAGGCGCCAUGGCCCUGCUGCGCUUCAACACCUGGAGCGCCUUUGUCCAGGGCCGCCUCGUCCCCGCCCAGUACUUUCGCGACCCCGCCGACCUGGACGCCUACCUCGAGGGCUCGCGCUUCCUCGCCGACAUCAACAACGAGCGCGAGGAGAAGAAUGCUGGCUACAAGGCCAACCUGGCCGUCCUGACCAAGUUUGUCAUGUUCCUCUUUGAAGACGACACCAUGGUCCACCCGCCCGAGUCGUCGUGGUUUGGCGAGGUCACCGAGGCCGGCAGCGUGCCGCUGCGCGACCGCCCCAUCUACAAGGAGGACUGGCUGGGCCUCCGCGCCCUCGACGAAAAGGGCGCGCUCGUGUUCCGCUCCAUUACGGCGGACCACAUGCAAAUUCCGGAAAAGGUCCUCAACGAGACCUUUCGAGACUUUUUCGGCCCGUGGAAGCGCGCGUUUCCCUCGCACCGCCACGAGCAGCCCAAGUUAUACAGUCACGAUAGCUCCGCCAACCUGGAACUCUAG
Molecule: messenger RNA, 993 nt
Organism: Cordyceps militaris CM01
Lineage: Eukaryota; Fungi; Ascomycota; Sordariomycetes; Hypocreales; Cordycipitaceae
Product: palmitoyl-protein thioesterase precursor
Exons: 1
Coding region: 1-993 (330 amino acids)
Cellular component (GO): lysosome
Molecular function (GO): palmitoyl hydrolase activity; thiolester hydrolase activity
Source: RefSeq, a predicted model, not a curated record